This is a messenger RNA of Linnemannia hyalina, 1020 nucleotides long. The record is from the annotation of a GenBank genome assembly. Lineage: Eukaryota; Fungi; Mortierellomycota; Mortierellomycetes; Mortierellales; Mortierellaceae.
AUGGCAGAAAAAAAGUCCCUUAACGAAUUGCUCAAGUGGUCAAUCAUUAACCAGGCCACCGAGAAGGAGGAUGCCUCCCCCAGAAGCUCCACCAUCAAACCCAUGGAGAAGAUGGAUCCCGGUCUUAUCGAGGCCAUUCUCGGAAAGAGCGAAUCGCAGAUGAUGCUCGAGGCUCUUCAGGUCAUCAAAAACCCUCACUCAACCGACGACGAGAAGGAUUUGGCCUGGGAGGAUUUCGAGAUGUUGAUCCAGCAGAUCGACAACGCUUGCAACGUUGAGAACAUGAAGAUGUGGCCACCAAUCUUGGAGGAAUUGAAGAGCACCAACCCCAAAUACAGAGAGCAGGCUGCAUGGGUCUGCGGAACCGCAACCCAGAACAACCCCAAGGCACAGGCUGCUUUCUUGAAGGAGGGUGGUAUCCAGCCUGUCAUUGGCUUGUUGGCCGAUCCUGAGCCAUAUGUUCGCGCCAAGGCCAUCUAUGCAUUGUCAGGAGCCAUCAAGCAUUUUGAGCCAGCAUUGGAGGAAUUCAAGGCUGUCGGAGGAUACAAGACCUUGGUCGACAUCUUGAAGACCGACUCCCGUAAGUCAAUCAGGACAGCAGUUCGAGGAUAUCUUUCAACCAGCAUGAACAUGGAGCUUAUGAGCAAUCAGUUGGCUAACCACGCGGCACCUUUCUUCCCCUCUGCUUCCCCGGCACUCAUAAUAGACCUCACAUUGGUCCGCAAAGUUGUUUUCUUGAUGAACACGCUUCUCAUUCAGGACCCCUCCAGCAGCUCAGCGUUGGUCGACUUGGAGCUCAUCCAGACAUUUGGCGCGCUCUUGAAAAAGCACAUGGACGACGAGGAUCUUGUUGAAAAGACCUUGGUUGCCUUGAAGACUUUCUUUGACAAUGCCUCGACCCCUGUCCCAUCAGCAACACUCGACUCAAUCCGUCCACAGGUUCUGGAAGCAAAAGAGAAAUAUGCCGACUAUAUCCUCGACAAGGCGUCAUGGGCUGACCUCGAGAAGAGAAUCGCAUAG